Arvicanthis niloticus (Nile rat) is the source of this 868-nucleotide messenger RNA. RefSeq names its product TEN1 subunit of CST complex (gene Ten1). Gene Ontology annotation, biological process: negative regulation of telomere maintenance via telomerase. Gene Ontology annotation, cellular component: CST complex. Gene Ontology annotation, molecular function: single-stranded DNA binding; telomeric repeat DNA binding; telomerase inhibitor activity. The record is from RefSeq and is a predicted model, not a curated record. Lineage: Eukaryota; Metazoa; Chordata; Mammalia; Rodentia; Muridae.
CCCGCGGCCACUCCUCACGUGACCAGCUGCAAUCGGGGACGCUGGAACCGCCCGCCGGACCGACGAAUCCCCUGCUGCGGGCCAGGGGAGGUCCCUGAGCGGCUCCACGCCAAGGAGAGCAAGGAAUCUUCACAUUUCCAUCCCAGCUAUUUGUAUCCUGGUGCUGACAAUGCUCCCGAAACCUGGGAUCUAUUACUUCCCCUGGGAAAUCAGUGACGGCCAAGUCCCUGAAGGAAGCACACUGCGAACAUUUGGCAGGUUGUAUCUCUAUGACAUGACACGCUCCCUCGUGACCCUGGUAGCUCCGCAGAAACCUGAUCAGUGUCAGCUGCUUGUCUGCACCAACUUGGUGGAGCCUUUUGAGGCGCAUGUGAACUUCCUGUACAUGGUUCUUGGGGAGCUGGAGCGUGCAGAGGGUGGCUCUUUAAUGGUGAGGGCCCGACUGCUCACCUGUGUGGAGGGGAUGGAUCUGUCCUUGUUAGAAAAAGCCAUCUUGGAUCAGAGGCUCCACCUGAAGAAGAGGCAGGAGCCAAUAGAAGAUGCUAACACCCUGCAAGCCUCUCCACCUGCUCCUCAACCUCUUCCCAGUGACAGCCCUAGUCUGGAACCAGAGAUCAAGGAGGAGGUGCCCCCUCCCCAAACUCUGGACUGACCAGAAAGCUCACCCAAGCUGGCCAUAGUGGCCCAUACUGCAAUCCCAGUGCUGAGGAGGGAGAGGCAGGAAGAGGCGGAGUUUAAAGCCAGUCUGAGCUACAUGACCCCCCCCCCCAAAUGAAUAUGAUACCCCACCCCAGGGCCCUGGAGCUGUGGCUUGUGAGGGACAUGAAGGGUUCCUGAAUGCCUCCUGAAUAAAGAGUAUGAGCGUGCA